AUGCAAAAGGCCCCGUUAUAUAUAACACACUGAUGUUCCUUUUAAGUGGUCUAUCACCGAGGAGCCCAUUAGGACAACCAAUCAAAGAGGCAAAAAGUUCGCUUUGUCAAUUGCAAAAGAGAAGAAACUGUAGGUCGACAAGGACACGCAUUUCGUUGCUUUCCCGAAUAGCAAAAUCGAAUCUUUUUCGAAAUUCCUACCUCACAUCAAAAACCGUAAAAAAUAACCAAAAAGAGACCAAAUAACAGUGCGCCAAGAAAUAUUAUGCCGGUCGCCCAGAAUCGCUCCGCUGCGGCGGAGCAGGCCGUUUCUCCGCCACGGAAAGGUGCCCGCCCCAAGAUGAUCAAGAUCAAUAGCAGUGCGGACUUCAAUUUCAUCACGACAGAGGACACUAUUGAUGCAGCGGCAUCGAAGAAGAUGCCACUAGUAGGCGGCGCACCUACAGGAGAGCAAUCCGCUCCAUCAUCUUCAGGUAGCUUUGGCUCAUGUUGUGGUCAGCGUGGAGCAGCAAAUUCUUCGUCGUCUUCAGGACCGCCAAUAACUGGCGAAAGUGCUUCGUCGUCUUCAGGACCGGGCCAGUCCUCCUCUUCCUCGUCUCUCAAAGCUAUCAUGUCAGCAUCAACGAUAGCGCCAAUAGAUUCAUCAGAAUUUUUAGCAUCCGAGAAGAAAGCAAUAACCCCCCUCUGGGCAUGUAAACUGCUCUACUUCCUCCAACUAGGAUGUACAGCGAGUCUAGUCCGGUUCCUUGUUGUGCUGUACACUGAUUUAGGCAUCGGACCGGAGUUUAUUGGCUAUUUGAUGUGCCUAGACCCGCUGAGUUGCUUCAUCGGACAGAUUUUUUGGGCCAUGAUCUGCGAUUGGAGUGGAAUCCAUAUUAAGGUGUAAUUGAUAGAUUUGAUUUUUCUGGUUCGCUGGUUGGUGGUAUAACUGUUCUUUAGUUAUUCCAAAACUGUUACAUCACGUUCACGCUCGUCACUACUUCCACCCUAUCUUCGUCAUGGAACUCAUGCUGCUCAAACAGGUCGUCCUCUCCAUCUCGUCCGCACUCGGCGUUGUAUUUUACCUGUGCCUCAAUGCGUACAAGGAUAGUUUGGCCAUGAUAUUUAUUUUCGUUGGAUUAGCAGCCUUCUGCAGAGCAGGGGCACAGGGGAUCCAGGACUCUCUCUGCUUGGGAGUGCUGAAACAACAUAAAGGUAGCACCCAACUUAAAGAUCGUAUCUGAUUUUCGAUGACAUUGAGGAGCGGAAUAAUACAAUAUCGAUCAGUAGUCAGACCAUCGACGCAACCCGCCACGCAAUCACAAACUCCCUACAGGCGGCGACGACAGUUACGGCGGGCAGCGCAUGUGGGGUGCUAUUGGAUGGGGAGUGAUGGCUUUUUUCACUGGAGGAAUGAUCGACGAGUACGGAACUGAUUAUAUGUUUUAUUCGUAUUCCAUUGGUACGUCGAUAUCAAUCGCAGUUUUAGUCUUUUUCUUCGCGGAUGACAGUGGAGAUGCAGUUGAUGCGCCAGUUGGUGGAGAGGGGAUGGCACACCCGACACCAGGAGGGUCGAUCGUGGCGAACUCAGCGUUGAUCAAGAGCUACAUUUAUGAGAGGCAGCUUGAAAUAAGUACCAUAACGUGGUGAUGGAUGCAAAAGUAUGAUUUUGAUUUCAGUGUGCCUACGCCCCACAGGUACAACCCUAUAUUAUGAUAAUGUCAGGGUUGAUUAACAGAGCCGUGGAUUCUACCGCAUCAGCCCUCUUGUUCCAAGACUUGCUAAUUCCCGCAAACUCCUGCCGCUCUCCGAAGACAAAAGCUAUUGCAGUUUAAGGCCUUGUGGUUUUUUGCGAAUCUCGUUAUGUACGGGAUGUGUAUGGCGAUGGUGGAGACCUUUCUCUUCGUCUACCUGGAAAGAGACUUUCAGCCCAAGGCGGAUAAGCUGUUGCUGGGUACUAUAGGCAUUUUAGAGGAACUAACAAUUGCGAGAAGUAGUAGCUUCUGCUCUGCUUCAGCCACACCCCAAAGAAAACGACGUCACCAGGUCUUUCGAUCGCUGUCAUGUGCCUUUUUGAGUUACCCGUCUUCUUCUAUUUCCAUCACGUCCUCGAAUACGUGUCGGAACGAACGGUCCUAGCCGGCUGCCACAUCGUUUUUGCACUGAGGUGUCUGCUCUACGUCUGCUUGCCACGGGAUUUUGUUUGGAGCGUUUUGAUAGUGGAGCCUCUGCAUGGCAUUACGUUUGCCGCGAUGUGGACAGCAAGCGUCCACUAUGCACAGCAAAAUGCGCCGAAAGGUGAGUUAUAGACUCUUGAAUUUAGCAUUGCUUGCCGUGGUAUGUAAUUUAGAGGACUCAGAAUUUGGAGGCGUUUGCAGUAGUAUCAAUCUGAACAUAGUUCGUCUGCAAUUAAAAGCUCUGAAAAAUUCUUUCCGCACGAAGAAACGAAAAAGGUUACGAAACUACUAUGCAAGCAGUCUGCAAUGGCCUGUAUCAGCAACUCGGCUUUUCAAUUGGUAGUAUCCUUUGGGGUCGUGUGAUUGACGUGUAUGGAUUUGACGUGGCGUAUUACUCGUGUGCUGCGGUAAUUCUGACGUGGUCAGCUGUCUGGUACGCAGGGUGGAAGAUUCACGAAGAGUCGCAAGUGAAGGAUAUGUCUCUGAGGCGGAAACUGUUGGCGAGGGAAGGCGAUGUAUUGGGAGGGGCGAAAGCGGUAGUUUAGCUCCGUCUAGGCAAGCGCAGAAACUGAUUCUUGGGUCAGAAAAAGCGAACAUUCCGCCACUGGAAGUUAUUUUCGAGGCUGCAUCGUGGUAUGAUCUUAUCAUAUCAAUAAGAGGAGAAUGAUUUCUCUCAUAUUACUGAGAUUAUCGCGCAACUCUGAUCGGUUUAGAAUUCGUAGUUUCUGCGCGCACAAUCUUGCUAUACACAGGUUAGAAUCACGCAUUUACAUUUUUUUUCUUACAUAGGUCUUCAUGGCGCUUCCCACCAUGUCAUAGUUUUGCCAGUAGGUGGAGCAACAUCAAACGGAUUUUUACGUUUCUUGCAUAGGUAAGUAGACAAAACGACACACAGCUGGCGAAGAACACGUUUUGUGCACAUCCCGCUGAAAUCAUCUAAAGAUCUAAAUGACACGAUCAUGUGGAAGCAGAUGACACAAUCUUAAUCAAAUGCACAGUAACCCUCCUGAUAUAGGCCAUAACUGCCUGCAGUUAGGUCUUUUCCAUAUUUAGUACACCAACGUCGAAUGGAACAUAACUAGCCACACUCGCUAAAAUGACAGCAACAUAGUCCUGCCACACAAGAUCAAGACAUAUAUGUAAGGACCUCGUCACGUUGAACUCCAUAGUCAUAACGACACGAUCACAGCGACAGCAUAUUAUAGGCGCAGUGAAGGCAAAUCGAUUUUUUAGAAACGGCCCAGGUAUUUUGUUUGCUCGGUAAAAGAAAGAUCCCGUGAAAGAAGGUUGGUUCCACGAUUUCAUUGUUCAACAACCGCACUCUGAUCAUGCCCUUUCAGAACAUGCACAGGUUAUUCUGAACCGUCUGAAAUUUAACUCGCCAGGAUCAUUACUAAAACUCUGCAACUGAGCUCAAGUAUCGACAAAACCUCGUUAAUACGGU
Molecule: messenger RNA, 3599 nt
Organism: Amoebophrya sp. A25
Lineage: Eukaryota; Dinophyceae; Syndiniales; Amoebophryaceae
Source: the annotation of a GenBank genome assembly